Messenger RNA from Gossypium arboreum, 1252 nucleotides. RefSeq lists its product as uncharacterized. The transcript has 4 exons. Lineage: Eukaryota; Viridiplantae; Streptophyta; Magnoliopsida; Malvales; Malvaceae. Bases 350 to 1057 code for a protein of 235 amino acids. The record is from RefSeq and is a predicted model, not a curated record.
UUUCCUAAUUAAUUAAUUUAAUCCAAAGCUAUUAAAAUUCUAAAUUGCAUUAAUUGAUUCGGUCUAUAUAUAAAUUAAGCUUUUGUAGACUGAACUAAAGUAGAGCCUAUCUCUUGUUUCAGCAUUGGAUCUGGGUAUUUUUCUUGCUUUCACUGGAAGGGUUCUGCUCAUUGGAGGUUUGAUAGUGAAAGUGUUCUUCUGGGUAGUAAGUUCAAUAACAAAGCUAAAUUGCAUUUAUUUAAAGCCGCGCUUUUUGUGUGAAUUUUUAAAUCUGAAAAAAUCCCCAAAUUUGUAAUGUAUUUGUAUAGAUUGAGAUUCUGACAGUUAGGAUUUUGAUUGGUUGAUUAAUAUGGCUCCUAGAGAUAAAGAUUUAGAACUUGGAAUUGAAAAUGGGGUCAUUGAUAAUGCUAGAGGAGAAAAAGAAGAUUAUAGCAUAUGCCCUAUUUCAGACAUUAGCCGACCCGUUGUUAAGGUUAAAGGUGGUUUGGCCGAUGAUAGAGUGUCGUUGUCUGGUGAUGUGUCGAGUUGUGGUAGUGUUUGUGUGGAGAACACGAAUGGCGACGGUAAAGAUGCUAAGGACAACCGAUUAGCGAAGGAGAAACGUAAAAGCUUGGGUUAUAAGAAACCUCCUAAACCUCCUAGGCCACCACGAGCUCCGUCCUUGGAUGCGGCCGACCAGAAGUUGAUUAAAGAGAUUGCAGAACUUGCGAGAUUGAAACGUGCACGUUUGAAAGCCUUGAAGAAGAUGAAAGCUGCUAAGGGAAUGGGAGCGACAUCUUCUAACAGCACCAACAACAUGCUUGCUGCUGUGUUUACCGUCAUUUUUUGUAUUGUCAUGAUCUUUCAAGGAAUGUCAUCCGGGAACAGACCGACAAGUUUCCAAGGUUCACCUGUGCUAGCCGGAGCCAGAGCAGUGAAGGGCGGUCUAAUUUCAGUCCAGUUCUCAGGGAAACAAUCUGCCAACAUACCAAACCAACCCGACUCGGGAUCUCCCUAUUUAGUGGAACAGGUUGCGGGUCUAGACCCUUGGGAAAAGCCGAAAAGAUCUUCAGGAUAAGCCAUUUCUCCAGAAGAUGUUUCGUAUUAACAGCCUUGGUAUCUCUGGAGUUUAACUUUUCCUGGUAAUUCAUCCCCGGACUGUUGUAUGCUAUUUGAAUAAAGCUGAAAGGGAUCGAGUGAAAUUACCAUGUAAAUUUUUGGCCAUGAUUCUCAAAUCUCAAAUAAUAAUAAUAAAGUAUAAUAAAUUUGAAAA